AGAACGACAGCUGAAACCCAGAUGCAAGUGGCUCCUACAUCGACCAUCCCAAUGGCAACUGCAAAGGACUUGUCCCUCCCUCCACCCUCAGCCCUGGAGGACCUGCCAGCACUGCCACCCAAGGAAUCUUUCUCCAAGUUUCACCAGCAGCGGCAAGCUAGUGAGCUCCGCCGCCUCUACAGGCACAUCCACCCGGAGCUCCGAAAGAACCUGGCUGAGGCUGUGGCUGAGGACCUGGCUGAGGUCCUGGGCUCUGAGGAGCCCACAGAGGGUGACGUCCAGUGCAUGCGCUGGAUCUUUGAGAACUGGCGGCUGGACACCAUUGGUGAUCGUCAGCAGCCAGCUGCCAAAGAGCCCGUGACAGGUGGCGAUGUACAGGCCACGUCCCGCAAGUUCGAGGAAGGCUCUUUUGCUAACAGCGUAGGCCCCCAACUGGCAGGAACCCAGCCAGCUGGAGGCGAUGUGCGUGCUGCCCGCUGGUUGUUUGAGACAAAGCCGCUGGAUGAGCUGACAGGCCGCACAGAGGUAACUGAGGCCCCGGCAAGGGAGCCUGCAGCCAGUGGAGAUGUGCAAGGGACCAGGAUGCUCUUUGAGACGCGGCCACUGGACCGCCUGGGCUCCCGCCCCUCCAUGCAGGAGCAGAGCCUGCUGGAACUGCGCUCAGAGAUCCAGGAGCUGAGAGGCGAUGUGAAAAAGACAGUGAAGCUGUUCCAGACCGAACCUCUGUGCGCCAUCCAGGAUCCGGAGGGCGCCAUCCACGAGGUCAAGGCUGCCUGCAGGGAAGAGAUCCAAAGCAACGCAGUGAGAUGUGGGCGCUGGCUCUUUGAGACCCGCCCUCUGGAUGCAUUCAACCAGGACCCCAGUCAGGUGCGGGUGAUCCGCGGGAUCUCCUUGGAGGAGGGGUCCCUGCCCGAUGUCAGCGCCACACGUUGGAUCUUUGAGACACAGCCCCUGGACGCCAUUCGGGAGAUCGUGGUAGAUGAGAAGGACUUCCAGCCAUCUCCAGAUCUUGUCCCUCCUGGACCAGACGUUCAACAGCAGCGGCAUCUGUUUGAGACCCGAGCUCUGAGCACUUUGAAAGGAGAGGAGGAGGAGGCCACAGCUAAGACCCUGCCCAAGGAGGAGGUGGUCCCUGGCAAUGUGCAGUCUACUCUGUGGCUGUUUGAGACCAAACCCCUGGACACUCUCAGAGACCAAAUCCAAGUGGGUCACUUGCAGCGGGUGGGCCACCAGGAAAGUGAAGGGCUCACGUCUGACAGCUCAUUAGCACUGCCCACUUCUCAGGGUGCUCCCCAGAGGGAUGGGGUGAAGGGGGACGUGAAAACCUUCAAGAAUCUUUUCGAGACCCUUCCCCUGGAUAGUAUCGGGCAGGGCGAGGCUUCAGCCUGUGGGAGUGUGAGCACAGCAGGUAUCACUGAUUGUGCUGGGCAGUCCCAGGCGGCAGGACCCCCAGUGUACGCCAUGCAGGACAGCAAGGGCCAGCUCCACGCCCUGACCUCCGUCAGUAGAGAGCAGGUCGUGGGAGGUGAUGUGCAGGGCUACAGAUGGAUGUUUGAGACUCAGCCCCUAGACCAGCUGGGUCGAAGCCCUAGCACCAUCGAUGUGGUGCAGGGCAUCACUCGGCAGGAAGUGGUGGCUGGAGAUGUUGGUACGACUCGAUGGCUCUUUGAGACCCAGCCCCUGGAGAUGAUCCACCAGCGGGAGCAGCAGGAACGACAGGAGGAGGAGGGAAAGCGUCAAGAAGGCCUCCAGCCUGAGGCACCCGCCAAGGGCGACGUGCAAACCAUCCGGUGGUUGUUUGAGACAUGUCCAAUGAGUGAGCUGGCAGAAAAGCAAAGCUCAGAGGUCACGGAUGCCACAGUCAAGGCCCAGGCACGGUCCUGCACCUGGAUGUUCAAGCCCCAGCCUCUGGACCCAGCAGAGGACUCCAGGGAGAAGCACUUGCAGGUCAGCCAGGUGCAGGCGAGGGAAAGACAGACUGAUGGACAUGUCUUUGAGGUUGAGCCUCUGCAGGACAUGGCCCAUCCCUGUGGAAGAGGACCACCUGUGCGAUACAGCAGCCGGGUGGAGAUCCCUUCAGGGCAGGUGUCUCGGCAGAAGGAAGUUUUCCAGGCCCUGGAGGCUGGCAAGAGAGAAGAGGAGGGUCAGGGCUCCAGGAUAACCCCUGGGCCCACCCCCAGCGGUUCUGUGCGCAAGUUCACCUGGCUCUUUGAGAACUGCCCCAUGGGCUCUCUGGCAGCUGAAAGCAUCCGAGGAGGUGACCUACAGGAAGAGCAGCCCAGGAAGCUCUCUAGCAAUGAAGCACCAGAAAAGCAGAAGACUGCUACUGAGGGGACACUUCAGACUCUGCAUGCCACACCUGGGAUCCUGCAUCACGGAGGCAUACUCAUGGAGGUCCAAGGGCCAGGGGAGCUCUGCCUUGCCAAGUACGUGCUCCCAGGGCCAGCGCAGGGGCGUCCCUAUGUACAGAAGGAGGAGCUGGUGUUUGGCGAGCUUCCCAGGAUUGUCCGCCAAGUGCUGCGCCGGCCGGAUGUGGACCCGCAGGGCCUGCUGGUUCAGGAGGACCCAACUGGCCACCUCUGGCUCCACCCACUGAAGCUGCCAGCUCCGAGCAACAAUGGGAGUAUUGAAGACUUGGAUCCUGAGCUCCAGCAGCUGCUGGCUUGUAGCCUCGGGGCUUCCGUGUCAAGGACUGGGCUGGUGAUGCAGGAGACAGAACAAGGUCUAGUCGCCCUGACUGCCUACUCCCUACAGCCCCGGCUAACCAGUAGGGUCCCAGAAAGGGGCAGUGUGCAGCUGGUGGCCAGCUGCAUAGACAAAGGAGACCUGAGUGGCCUGCACAGUCUGCACUGGGAACCACCAGCUGACCCAAGUCCAGGACCAGCCACUGAGGGGACCCAGAGGUUUCUCCCCACUGAGAGCACCAUCCAUGUUUCCCCACUAGAUCCAAGCUUGGGGGUGGGGAAUCUGAGAGGCCCUGGGGCUACCUCCUGCCCACCUCAGGCCCCUGCAAAGGCAGUUCCUCUGGCUGGGCAGGGUGCAGCCUCAGCCCCAUGGCAGAACACAAAAAAGCAAGGAGCAGCAGCCUUGGGAAAGUCAGAAGGGGCCAUGGCUACCCCUACAGACUCCAGGGCUCCAGACCUCCAGGAAGCCUUGCAGAAUCUGCAGACGGCAACCACUGAAGCCCAAAGCCUGCACCAGCACAUUCUGAGCAAGCACAAGCAGAGUUCUGCCUCUGUAGCCACAGCCGUGUCCGUCCAGGAUGCUCUGCAAGCACCAGCCCCUGUCACAGCAGCUACCCAGAGCAACAGCAGGCCUGUGGCUGGAGGUGAUUCCAGGAUCCCAGCAGGCCCCCGAAAGCUGCUGUGACAGGACCUGACCUCCCAGUCCAAGGCCACCAUGAUGAAGACUCCACCCAGCAGGCCUCCAAGCCCCAACAGGAAUCCAUUCUUCAUACCCUUCACAGCAACCCUGCUGGCCAGAGAAAGACCCCAAAACAAGAGCCCACUACGCCUCCAAGGAAGAAGCCUCCAGUGCCUCCCAAACCUGCACAUCUAAGCCAGCUCCCCCCUCCUCAGAGGCCACCCAAACCCUUAGCAGCUCUGUCGCCCAGCUUCUCCUCAGAGGUGGGACAAGAAGAACACAAGCCAGGUGAGACAGCAGCUUGGCCAGCCAAGGCUCCUACUGUUGGGGGCCAGGGCUGCAUGCCUCUGGCUGGAUGGGCCAGUGGCCAGAACCACCCCAGACCCCAGCAUAACCUCAGCACAGCUGCCCCCGAGCCCACCAAGGUUCAAACUGCUGGCAACAGUGCCCAGAGCCCUGAGUCCACCAAGUUCAGCACUCUCAAGAGCAACUCCGCCUCACCACAGUGGGGCCCCAGCCCACUAGGAGAAAAGCCCAUCGGAUGUUCCAAGCAGGGAGUUCCAAAGAGCCCCCAGAUUCUUCAGGGAAGCCAGCAAGAGCUCCAGGACCUUCUGAGCCAGGUGGAAGCCCUGGAGAACGAGGCUGCACGCAGUAUGGAUGUGCAGGCCCUGCAGAGGUUCUCUGAGGCUGUGCCCCAGGUAGAAGGGGUUAUCCCUCCAUCUCCUGCUACCCCCCAUAAAUCCAAGGCCUCAAUGGAGCAGGCUUUUGGGGAGCUGACACGGGUCAGUACAGAGGUUGCCCAGCUGAAGGAACAGACCCUAGCCAGGCUCUUAGACAUUGAAGAGGCUGUGCACAAAGCCCUCAGCUCCAUGUCUAGCCUCCAGCCCGAGGCCAAUACCAGGAGCCAUUCCCAGGAACCCCAGAAGGAUCACAGUGCCCACAAGGUCACUAUCUCGGCCUGCAGUAGAGCCAGACCCACUUGCUUAGGCCAGGAGGUCAAAGAGCCAAUGGCUGUUAAGAGCCAAGCCAAAAUAGGGUGCCAUACUGAAGACCACAGUGAAGCCAAGAUCAGAAAUCACACAGAGGUCAGAGGUCAGGCAGUCUCAACUCUCCUUCCCACUCAGAAGCAGAAGACAUCAAGGGAAUACCCAGGUGUCCCUCAAGUCCUGCUUUCCAACAGAGAAUCACCUUCCUCCCCAACUUUCAUCUCUAUCCAGUCAGGCACAAGGAAACUUUCAGAAGCUUCCAGCACUAAGGACAGCCCUGAGGUCUCAGGGGACGGCACACACCUAGCUCAGAAUGUGAGCCAGGCCCUGCUUCACCAGGAAAGUGUUCAGAAGAAAGCUAGGGAAGAGGAGGUGGCCACCAAAGGCCCCGAGCAGCCUGAGCCUGCACCUGUCUCAGCCAAGUCUCUGCCCACACAGUGGCAAAAGAACUCCCUGGAGCUGCAGACCAGACGAGGUGGCUCCCUCCAGUGCUGUGGAGCUGUGAGAACUGUGACUGAGCAGUACGAGGAGGUGGACCAGUUCGGAAACACAGUGCUCCGAUCCUGCACCACAGUCACAGAGCAGGCAGAGCCACCCAAGGGCCUAGGCCCUGACCUCGGGCUCCACACCUCCCCUCUGCUAAGGCCUUUCCUCCAUAGGCCUGCUGGGCUCAGCAGUGACCUUGCAGAAGCGGAGCUGGCAUGGAUGCCCUGCAGCCACUCCUAGCCAGCUGCCCCAUGAGUCUCUCAUGGGGAUGCCUGUCUGAGGACCCCAGGACCCACUAAGAGGGACCCUCCCUGCAUAUGCAAGGCAAGGACCAAGAACAAAGGGUAUCUUCCGAGGACUGCUGAGGGCACUUCCUGCCCAGUUCUUGCAAAAAGGGCAAGAAAGACCAAGAAGCAGCCUUCUGAGGAGUGCUGGCCCGGUGCAGAGAUUAUUCCCGACUGCUUAUAGAAGAUAUAACAUGUACAGAUGCACGUGCUGCUCACACAAGCCUGGUAUACACCUGUACAUACCCACAGAGUGGCUUCCCUCCAGCCUCUGUCUGGAUUUCUUAUAUAGCAGAGCCUGUCAAUCAUCUUCUCCUUCAGCCCUCCACCAGCCACAGCACCGGUCUGCUCAGUGUUAGUCUGUUCAGGAUCAGUCCAUAUCCCACUACAUUGCACCAAAAUGGUGUCACUGAAUAAACACAAGUUUGAUCUCUA
Molecule: messenger RNA, 5554 nt
Organism: Cavia porcellus (domestic guinea pig)
Lineage: Eukaryota; Metazoa; Chordata; Mammalia; Rodentia; Caviidae
Gene: Xirp1
Product: xin actin binding repeat containing 1
Exons: 2
Biological process (GO): actin cytoskeleton organization; actin filament organization
Cellular component (GO): focal adhesion; stress fiber
Molecular function (GO): actin filament binding
Source: RefSeq, a predicted model, not a curated record